AGCGGAAGCAGGAAUGUUGGAGUGUUUUCAGAAAAGUUUGACAGUUUCGUAGCGGAGACGCGGACAGCGGACGGACAUGACAUGACGAUGUGUUACCUGUUGCUGAUGUUGCUGUAGAGUUGUCAGUCUUCUCUGUCUGACUGACUGACCCCAAACAGACACACAGACAGGCAGAUAUGGAGAGUGGCGCUCUGGGAAUGGAUACCAGCACUGCUCCAGAUCCCAGAGUGCAGUCAGACUGCAACAUCGCCUGUCUGCGGCGUCGGGCCUGGGCCCAGAGCAGAGACUCCAUCUGGCAAGAACCAGAACCAGCGCACUGUGACUCCCAGGGGCCCCAGCAGAACCAGAGGGACGAGGAAGGACAGGGACCCUCAGAGGAAUCAGGCCAAGUUCCUAACAAGAUUACCAGCUGGCUGAUUGAAUGCAGGACUCCCCUUGGAGCUUCUCUGGAUGAUCAGAGUGUUUCUCCCAACAGCAGAGCAGCGCUGAGGAACGGCUGCAGCUUUGAAGAUGACCUUUCACUGGGAGCAGAAGCCAACCACCUUCAGUCCAGUAAAUCUGAAUCCUGUUUUGGUCUUGCGGCAGAUCAGAAAAGGAGUCGGUAUAAAGAACGAGGAAGAAGUAUGAACUCCACAGGAUCAGGGAAGAGCAGCACAGUGUCCAGUGUGUCAGAGUUGCUGGACCUGUACGAGGAAGACCCUGAGGAAAUCCUCUUAAAUCUUGGUUUUGGUCGAGAAGAACCGGAUCUAGCCUCGAGGGUACCCUCCAGGUUCAUCAACAACUCCUCUUCAGCCCGAGGCAUCGACAUCAAGGUCUACCUGGGAGCUCAGCUGCAGCGCAGGGAACUGGAGAACCCCAACUACGCCCUGACUAGUCGUUUCCGACAGAUCGAGGUCUUGACUACGGUUGCGAACGAGUUCUUCCAGCUCUACAGUCAGGUUUCUGGUCAGCCUGUCCAACGCAUCAGCUCCAGAGACCAAGGAGGAGGAGGAGGAGGAGGAGAAGGAGGGGGAGAUGAGCCUUCUCCUAGUCUGAAGAGGAGCAGCUCGGCUCUGAAUGUCGCCAAGCUCCUCAAGAAAACCAUCAGCAAACACAACCUUCACGCGGCCGCCUCUGAGUCACCUGAAGCGCAGGCACCUAACCAACAUCCGCAGCUGAAUGGACACACCCCCUCUGAUCACACAAACACCAACGGUCACGCACACACCGGUGCGGAGCAGGACGUCUGCAGUACUGACCCUGACCACCAAGCGGAGGCAGUCAACCAGAAACACAACCGCAAGAGAGACAGCUGUUCCCUGGCAACGGUUACUGAGGAAACCAAUGGGGAUGGAGAGACAGACGACAGCCCUGAACAGAGCAGCAACAGACCAACUUCCAAUGGAAAGCACCAACCAGAGUCCGCUGGCUUUCAGUCAACCAAUCAGAGAACAAGCGAGGAAACCCAGGUGGUCAAAAAGGAGGAGAAGGAGAUUGUGACCUCAACCCCAGAGAAGGCUCCUCCCACCCUGGCCCCGCUCCAACUGGCCCAGCUUCGCUCCGAAAACACAGACUCUUUCGAUAUGGAGGAGAUUCAGAGUAACGAAGAUGAGGCUCUGCCACACAGGACUUCUAAAGCCAACGACCUGCUGAGGACGGUCAGUCAGCAGUCAGACAGCAGUGGUUUUGCUGAGGAGCCCUCCGCCGACUCCAACAGCUACCUCAAGGUGCAGGAGAGUAGUGACAGCUGUGACAGUGAGACCACUGUGACAUCACACCCUUCACAAGAUGUGGCCACGCCCCUCGCAGUGGACCAACCAGCUUUUGAUCUGCCAGAUGGCACAGAGCAAGAGGUGGCACCUGGUGGUGCUGCUGCUGGGGCUGAUGGGAGGAGUAGUUCCAGGGGAGACAACGAGCAUGAUGGGAGCUCAGAGCACGUUCCACAGUACACAGCCCACCAGCUCCCCUGGAACAGACCAGUGGGAACACAGCAGGAUGAGACCCAGGUCGAACAGCGAGUUGAGAAUGGGGACCGGACUGAUCCAGAACCAGAAUCAGAGAUUACCCAGAGUACGUCUGCUGCAGAGCAAGAACAGCAACCAGAGUUAGAACAUGCCCAGAAUCAGUCUGCUUCAAGUCAAGAACCACAGCACACUCAGAACGAGACCGAAACCGCUGCAGACACAGAACCACCAACACAGGGAGCGGAUGCUGAGGGUGGGGCCCAAGAACAGCAUGAAUUCUCAGAUGAUUCUGGUUCACUUUGCUCCCCUGUACCAUCCUCUCCAGUUCUCAGUGCUCUGAACCGAGCCAAACAGAACCAGCUGAACCGGCCAGGGAGAGGACGAGGACGAGGAAGAGGACGAGGAGGUAUCCCCCUGCAAAGGUCCUCCUCCCUGCCAACCUCGCUCCUCUUUCCCUCCAGGGUCGUGUCCUCUGUCAGGAUCCAGUUUGGACGAGGCCAGGCUUCCUGCACCCAGCCCAGGUACUCCUUCAAAUACACCCAGGACGAGGGAGGGGACAAAGAAGAGGAGGAGGAGGAGGAAGGACAAACCACCUGUCUGUCUACUCUGAUCAUAAACCCUGCCUCCUUGUCUGACUCUAACAACAAACCAAGGCUUCCCACAGAAGCUCCCAUCCAACCUAAACCCAUUCCACGAUACCUGAUGCGGUCAUCGUAUUCCCUGCAAAGCUCUAGCCCUCCUCCUGAUUGGCCACCAGGAGACCAUUCCCACUCCUGGAGCACCCAGAGCGUUCCUGAUCUCUCCUCCAAUCAGCAGCAGCCGGGCCAGUUCCAACAGAACAUGAGCGCCAACCAAAACCAGCAAAGCUGGAAUCCAGGGCAGAAGAUGUUCCCUUAUCCUAAUCCUAAUCCUAACCACACAGCUCAGUAUUUAAACCCAAGCCCCAGUCCUAGUCCCAGUCAUAACCCCAGCCCGUACCCUUUCACUCUGAAUCCUCCGCCGCAGUAUCCCUCCCCUCUCCAUCCAUAUGCCAGUCUUCCCAACCUUCAUCACCACCACAAUCCCUCCCUGAUUCACCAUUCUAGUGUAACCAGUCUCCACCCACCUACAACUCCCUCAGCCUCACAGCACGGCAGCCUCUUCAACUUACAUCAGUCCUCAACUUCCGCUGCUCCUCACUAUGUCAGUCUGGGAAACCUGCAUCCGGGAUCUCCAGUAAUGCACCACCAGGGCUACAAUCAUCUAUAUGGUCAUCAGUCACCUUACUAUGCCACUCCCCACGGCUCGCAGUUUGCCUCACCCUACCUCGGUUUCCAUGGGUACAACAUGAACAUAGCAUCCCCCUACCCGUUCACCCAGUGUCAGCCGUUGGCUCAAGAGCACAGUCUCCACCAGGGGCUCGCUCCUGCUGCUCCAGGCUUCCCAGGCCUGUCCUCAACCCUCAGCCCAGGUCACAGCCUCCACCUGGGGCAAACUCCUCCUGCCAUGUCCAGCACUGAGAUGCAGCUGAGGAAAGUUCUGCAUGACAUCAGGGGAACGGUUCAGAGUCUGAGCCAGAACCAAGCUGACACUCCAGAAGCAUUCAGUGAGCACAUAGCAGCUCUACCAAGCCACCAGUCUUUGGCAGAGUUUCAGCAGAAGAGGCGAAGCUUAAACUUGUUCCGCAGUAAGAUGAUGGACCUGGAGCUGUCAAUCAUCCGACAGCAGGCUCUGGUCUACAAACACCUGAGCCCUGCUGACAGGAUGGAGGUGGAACAACUUCAGGCUCUUAGAUCAGCAGUCAGAGAGGAGCUGCAGGAGCUGGAACAACAGCUGGAAGACAGACUUAUUGGGCUGACACAUCACACACAAUACAGGGGUCUCCAUAGGGACAGCAGUGUUGACAGUCUGUCCACCGCCUCUCUGCUGAGAGCCAUGGAGCCGGUGUCAGACCUCCUCAGAGAGCAGCUCAUCCUCCAAUCAGAGAUCAGUUACAGCGGUCACGCGCCCUCCACCAACCCCUCCUCCCGAUCCUCCAGUCCAGUCCGAGGAGAAGGUGGUGAUCCUGAGCAGAGACAAGGCGUGUACCGUGCAUCGAUUAACAUAACCCCCGCCCCCCCUCCUCGCCCCAACACACACACAGAGGAAGAGGGGGAGGAGGAGGAAAGAGAGGGGGGCAGAGAGGGAGGGAGGGGAGGAGGAGGAGGAGGAGAAAUACCAGAGGAGGAGGGAGCAACAGGAGGAAUCAGAGUGGAGAACCUGCAGCAGCUCAUCAGAGAGAUUCGAGAGAGUGUGGCGCAGGAGGUCCGACGGGAGAUCUACAGCGAGCUGCUGGCUACCAUGUCGCCACGGCGAUCGCCGCUGCCCAGAACGCAGCAACACCUGUAGCCAUGGGAACAGCAGAGCACCGCCCUUUUCACCUUCAUCCUUCGUAACCGCAGCCUGAGCAGCAACACUGUCUGUCUGCAACACUGUAUAGCUGAGUAACACUGUAUGUCUGUAACACUGAUGAUGAAAUGAACACGGCACCUACACGUGAUGACCCUCGGCCUCCACACCUGUGGGCCGUCCUGCUGUUAACCAGGGCGGAGCCUCAGACAGGAUGCAGAGCGUGAUGAGGACGUUGUCUGGUUGGUUCUAUUGUGCUGGUGUGAUGCAUGCUGGGAACACCAGUGUGGAACAGCCUGUCCCUGUGAACUGUCAGUGAUGUGUUGUCUUCUCCUCACAUCUCCUGUUUCCUUUUCCUAACAAAGCUAGGCCUAAAACUACUACCACUAAUACUUGUUCUACAUGUAGUAUGGCUAACAGUACUUUACCAGUACCACCACUACUGGUGAUCAGAGCAGGACAGUAGCAGAGGUCAUGUUCUGAUCAUAAUAGUAAUAAUAAAUAUUCAGUUUUAACUUAAAACAAACUGUGGAUAAAAAUGUUUAGGACACUGUUGUGAAAAAAUCAUAAAUUGAUGAGGAUUAAAUGUAGAAUAGAAGAAUCAGUAGAAACUGUUGAGAAAUUAAACCUAAGUGAGGGAAAAAAAAACAUUUCCUCUGUGAGAUUUCUGCCUACAAUACAACAAAUGUGAGCUGGAUAUAGUUUGUGCUGCUCACAGCAAUGAAACUUCAAAAAAAAAUUCAAUACGGAAACUUUGUCUCUGUUCUUCUUGCUGUGAACAGCUGUCAUAGUGUUUCUUUAGUCGAUGGACGUGAAGUGAAAACAGUCACUACAGGGACACGGUUCUUGAGAUGUUGCUGUAAUUUGCAAAAGGUUAGAACCCUUAAGAUUUCUGUCCUGGUUGAUUUGGCAGUGUUUAAACUGAUCCACUAUUGCCAAAAUGUCAAAAAUAGCAACCGUCUUCUUUUGUAGACGCAUUUUUGAUGAGCAGUGGCAGUCAACGCUAACCUACUUGACAAUUACAUCACGCGUCCUGUGACUGCUUCUCAAUAGAAGCCACCUUGCCAGGUGAAUGCUUUCAAUGUGAAACAGCAGCAUUAGGAAAUACUGAGUUAGCAUUAGCAGCAACUUAAUCAAGCUCUGGUACACUGUAAGAGAGUGAACGGUAAACAGUGAGUCCUGUGCAGGAAUGGCAGACUCGGCCAUUAACAAGACAGUAAAUACAUCACAGCUGAAUUCUUUCACCUUCCACGAUACUGGGAUGGAGGCAGAAAUCUCAGAGAUCUACAUCUCCAAACAUUGACAAAUACAACCAAACUGUCUGCAUGGAAAGACGGCACUAGAGAGAAGUGUAUUUUGGCUGAAUUGAGCCUUUAACAUCAGAGCAACACACGGGCAACCAGCUUCCCCUAAAAAUACUGUAAACGCCUUAAUGUUUUAAUCUAUGCUCUCGUGCCUUUUAUGAAGUGGUUGCACUUCUUAAUCAUCAAUAAGAGUCGAGUCUGCUGAGGGUCAAAAUGAGCUUUUACUGCCUAACGUUACUCAUUCCAUGCACAUUUCACAUGCAUCUUAAUGUAAAACGAUCAAAGAGGGCUUUAAGGGCUUUUGAUACAACUAAGGGAUUCUAAUCCUACAGCUGUCAACACACCUUCAUCAUCAUCAUCAUCAUCAUCAUCAUCAUCAUCAUCAUCGUCAUCAUCAUUGUCAUUGUGCUUGUAUUCCUCCAGCCUCAUUCACAGUUGAAUCUCUCAAUUUCUGCAUUCUCUGGGGUGAUGCUGCCCCCUGCUGGUCAGUUCACCAGACCGCAGCAUCAUGGAUGACAGGCACGUCUCCAUGCAAAUAUAUUUAGGUCACAAUUAACCUUUUCCUCGCUUUAAAACAACGUUGAAUUAAAUUUUAUAGCUAAAAGCCCUGGUCCAGCAGAGGUUCAUUCACACACAAGCUUUUAGGUGUCUUAGCUGAUGAACAAAGGAUGGUUUAUUUCUCAAAGAAUUAGAGCUCUGGAAGCUACAGCAAAUAUAUCAGAAACCCUGGGUGAGCUGUGCUGUAAGCAGGCCUAUAGGUCAGGGCUUUGAGAAGCUGCAUGCUACCCUCCAGUAAUUGUUGGUCAACAAGUAGCUCCAAAGCUAAUGGCUGAAACCAAAAUGCCUAUUUCCAGACCUGCUCAAUAAACGAGACAAGACAUUUAAAUCUGACAGCUUUGGAGUUGUAAGGUGGGAUGUUUUCCAUCUUGAUUGAGCUAGGCUAGCAGUUUCCCCUUGGUGCCAUUCUUUGUGCUAAGCUAGGCUAAAAACAUCCUGAAUGAAAGGACUUCACAAAACAUGGGACUGUGCCUUUGACCCUCACAGGUUUUGCUUUGUGUGUGUGUGUGCUGGUUGCUACUGAGCAGGUGAUGAGUUUAGCGUGUGAUGUCAUGAGGUUCUGUGGAGAUCAGGCUUAGAGGUCAGGUUACUCUGCAGCUGCAGGUUUCGGUAAGUUGCCACGGUGACAGCGAUGAUGAUGAUAACGAUGUGAUGACGGGUCAGAGGGAGGAGCUUAGCCAUUAUGGGUGAGAGGGCAGUGUAGCACAAAGCCUUAGCUGUGUUAGCAUGUUACCUGCAUUAACAUGUUAGCUUCACAAUGUCUGAUGACAACUCUGUGUGCAAUAAUAUGAACAUACAUAGUGAUGACUUAGAUUAUUGUCAAUAAAUCAGUAAAUCACUGCUAACAUUUCAGAUGUGAUCAGUCAUCCUGCACCACAAACUGACUAAUGCAAAUGAAUCUGCAGCCAGCAAGUUUUAUUUAGAGAAACUCUGAUUUUCCUCAUCUUGACACAUAAUCUGAUCUGAACUGAUUGAUCAAUCACUGAACAAUUAAUUACUUAUUAACAAUUACUGAGCUUCUGUUAGUUGUUUGUUUAGCAUUAGCCUGUGUGUAGUGUCUGUGUUGUGCCCCUCACAGGUUUCCAGAUAUACCGCCAAUUAUUGAUGACAAAAAAUCCUAAACAUGGGAGCAGCUGAGGUGUAACAAGCACUCGGCACCCACCAUAGCUGAGUAUGAUUGGGCGAUAGGCCUGUCAAUGAACACAAACACACUCCUAAAUGCCUCUUUGUAGUCUUUAAUCCAUCUUCAUGGAACAAUGAUUCUGAACAUCUUCUCACAGACUCACAUUACAAUUGAAAUGAUCUGCUGAAAGUUGAACUUUUGGGAAAAAAUGCGUUGACUUUGUGUUUGCAGAUGUUUGCUCUUGAUCUUUGGGAAAAACAUAUGGUGAAGAGAUUCUCUGCUCAGAGGUCCACUUAUUAAUGAUUUGGCACUUUCAGCCAGUCUUUAUUCAGCUAGUGUAGCUGGCCCAGGUGUCAUUAUGUGGCCUAAAUGUGAACGUUAAAUUAUGUGAAUGUUCUAAAUGAUCUCUCAUUAUUAACUGGACAUUUGGCCUUUGAUUCUCUUCACCAUUUAUUGACUUUGUGUGUUUAGAAAACCUUUUUUUUUUUUUUCAUGUUCACUGAUCACAAACCAAGUGUUGGACCAAUGCUUCUUGUGUGCUCUGAUGCUCUACAUGCCUUUUUUAAUUGAUCAAGAAUCCAUCCUUCUCACACUUCUAAUUACACAUCAUUGUCUGACUAUUGGUGUCUAUUAAUUUCUAUUGAUGUCUGUUAAUGAUGAUAUGUAUUUUUUAUUGAUGUCUUGUCAGCGGGAUGCAGGGGAGGGGUCACUAUAGAGAUAAGAAUAAUAAAGAUGUAUUUAUUUUCAG
Messenger RNA from Chelmon rostratus (copperband butterflyfish), 8043 nucleotides. It is a transcript of the gene itprid2, whose product is annotated as ITPR interacting domain containing 2. NCBI's taxonomy places the organism in Eukaryota, Metazoa, Chordata, Actinopteri, Chaetodontiformes, Chaetodontidae. The transcript is spliced from 22 exons. The coding region runs from base 177 to 4310 and encodes 1377 amino acids. Gene Ontology annotation, molecular function: signaling receptor binding. The record is from RefSeq and is a predicted model, not a curated record.